AUGGCGCAAGAACGCAAAAGCAGUGGUCAGAACUUAGAGAUGCAAGAUAAACCUGACGGCGGCGGUUGUCUGUCGGCGACCGACGAAGAACGCGAACCCUGCCUGAAGGCGUCCACCGACCUGUCGCCGGUGACCGACAAGAACAACGGCACCGCAGCCGCACCACCGCCGUCCACGGACAACAACAACGGCACCAGCAACGGAAAGUUCCACGCGUUCGCGGCCGCCACCAGCCUGGAGCAGAAGCUCCGGGACAAGACCGGCUUCUCCAGAACGGGACUGGUCGUGGCCGUGGCCGCAGUGCUCCUGUGCGUCGUCCUGUUCAUCACGCUGGUCGUGCUCCUCUUCAUGUGGCCGUCACCGCCGCGCCACUUCCCCGUCUGCCGGAGGGCUGCCUGUCUCCGAGCUUCAGCCGAGGUUCUACCCAAAAUCAACUUUACUCAACAGCCGUGCGAAAAUUUUAGAGAAUACUCUUGUGGAGGAUGGCUGCAAACCAACGACUUGCCGGCGUACAUGAGUUCGUGGAGUUUGAAAAAACGCAUUCAACAAGAUCAAAAAAUAAAGAUCAGGAACAUGGUUGUUACGUUGAGAAACGUUGCCAGUUCCACCUCGUUGAACUGGAAGAUGAAGCAUUUCUACGAAUCGUGCAUGAACCUGGACAAUAUCGAAACAGAUGAAGGAAAACCUUUAAAGAAGAUUAUUAGUACUAUCCUAGGUGGUUGGCAUGUAUUAAAAGAUUUUAACGUUCAUGAGUGGGACGUGACUAGUACCAUUGUACAAUUGCACUCCAAAUACAACGUGAGUCCGUUUUUUAAGAUAGACGUUGUUCCUGACGAUAAGGUUGCAGGCCAAAACAUAAUUCAGAUAUCGCCAGCAGGACUAGGCUUACCCGACCGAAGGUAUUAUUAUAGGCAGCAAGAGAAUAAAAUUGUGGCAGCCUACAAACAGUACAUGGUGGACGUAUCGCAAUUACUCGGCGCCACCAGUGGUGACGCAUCGAUAUUCAGCAACGACAUGUUCCACUACGAGAAACGUAUCGCAGAAAUAACGCCAGCUAGCAAACAAGAGGAUCCAUUUCAUUCUCACCGACGGUUCAAGUUGUCUAAACUGAAAGAAAUCGCUGGAAUGAUUCCGCUUUUAGACAUCUUGCAAUCAAAGUUUCCAGAAAGUAAUAUUGGCGACGACACGUUCGUAUCGGUUGUGUCACCGACUUAUUUCAGUAACUUAUCUAAUCUGAUAUCGUCGUCAGACCGCAGUGGACUAAACGACUAUUUCAUGUGGAAAAUGGCUGAAGCUUAUGUCCCAUAUUUAUCAGUCAAGUUUAGGGAAAUUGUCAAAAUUUACACAGCUGAGCUUACGGGCGAGAAAGAUUUGCCACCUAGAUGGGAGAUUUGCGUUUCUCUGUUGCAAAAAUUUAUGGGAUUCGGUAUAACCGCUACGCUGGAACCACACAUCGAAAAAAAGGCUGACGUUGUAGCCGUAGUGAAAGACGUUUUUGAGAACAUUAAAGAGUCGAUUAUAUCAAACGUAAAAAAAACCCAAGACUUAGGAUCAGAGUUGAGUGAUCACGUACUCAACAAGUUGAACUCAUUGACAGUACAAAUCGGGUUACCAGAAAAUAUGCUCCAAGAGAAUUACGUGAAUCAAUUCUACAACCAGUUGCAAAUUCAAAAGCUUGACUUUUUCCAAAACGUAAAUUACGCCGUAUCAUUCAUUAAAGAUUAUUCGCAGAUCAAACUUAAAUCCAAGAAAGAAGAAUAUGGGUGGUUGGAUGACUUGGUGUCUGAAGAUCCAAAAAUCACAUACAACGUAGCCAAUAACAAAGUAAUCGUUCCACUGUCGUUGCUAUCACCACCUUAUUUCGAGACUGGUUAUCCUGAGGCUUUGUUGUAUGGAGGUUUGGGUGUAGAAAUCAGCUCAGCCAUUCUGUCCAGCGUGUAUCCACCGGGAGUGGCUCACGGCACAGACGGAGUAUUGUUACAAGCCCACUCGGCGGCCGUCAACCGAAGUAUCGGCGCCACUGUUGAGGCCCGCUCUUGCUUCGGCCAAUUCCUAAAGGACCAACAGGUGGAUUUCGUUAACAACACAGUGCUGACAGCAAUGUUAUCAGUAUCGAGCGUUCGAUUUGCCCUGCAGAGCUUAACGAAAAAAACGCAAACUGAACCACAUUACCAUCAACCGGCCAUGGAGUCCUAUGAAUACGACGCGCUGUUCUUCAUAGGAUACGCACAAUCUCUGUGCACAAUCAAAUCUCCACAACAACAAGAUUUGGACACCAUGUACGACUUGAUGUCUGAUGAAUCUCUUUUAUUAAAAACGAUAUCUGAACAUUCAGAAUCUUUCAAAAGUGCGUUCAACUGCAUGGGGAGACCAAUAAAGACAUGCGAAUACAUCUACUGA
Macrosiphum euphorbiae (potato aphid) is the source of this 2400-nucleotide messenger RNA. The record is from the annotation of a GenBank genome assembly. NCBI's taxonomy places the organism in Eukaryota, Metazoa, Arthropoda, Insecta, Hemiptera, Aphididae.